AUCGCUACUAAGAAUUUCAUUGCAAAAAAAAAUAAAAUAGGAAACGAGGCAAACGGCGACGGCGACAUCAACUGCAAGAAAGAAUAAACGGAGAAGAGAGUUGGAAAGUUUCGGCAGCCCAAGGCGUAGCGAAAAGUGCUAAGUAGAUUAGUCCCGAGACAGACAGUGACAUCGCAAGCAACAAAAUGAGCGGAGGCAUGGAUAAGAGAAAACUCUCCACAUCGGGGGACUCGCUGUACGAGAUUCUGGGACUUCCAAAGACUGCCACCGGAGACGAUAUCAAGAAGACUUACCGGAAGCUGGCACUGAAAUACCAUCCGGACAAGAACCCCGACAACGUCGAUGCUUCCGAUAAGUUCAAAGAGGUAAACCGGGCGCACUCGAUACUGAGCGACCAGACCAAACGCAAUAUCUACGACAAUUACGGCUCCCUGGGACUGUAUAUAGCCGAGCAGUUCGGUGAGGAGAAUGUGAAUGCAUACUUUGUGGUCACAUCGCCGACGGUGAAGGCCUUGUUUAUCUGCUGCGCAGUGGUCACCGGCUGCUGCUGCUGUUGCUGCUGCUGCUGUUGUUGCAACUUCUGCUGCGGCAAAUUCAAGCCGCCGGUCAACGAGUCGCACGACCAGUAUGCACAUCUGAAUCGACCCGAUGGCAAUCGAGAAGCCAGUGAUCUGCCACCGCACCUGGGACACCAGCCACGUCUUGAGGACGUUGAUCUGGACGACGUGAAUCUUGGUUCGGGCGGAGGCCCUGUCACCUCGCAGCCACGCGAACAGCCCGGAGGACAGCCCGUCUUCGCAAUGCCGCCGCCCACUGGAGCAGCUGUGGGCGUGAAUCCAUUCACGGGCGCUCCCGUGGCGGCCAACGAGAAUACGUCGCUGAACACCACAGAGCAGACCACAUACACGCCAGGUCUGCGUCACUCACAGUCUCACAGUCACCGCUCCUAAGCGCCCUUUCAAGCAUUUGCAAGUUUUUGUUUUGUUAAUAUUAUACAUUGGAUUACUAAACUCGAUCUCUCUGUAUGGGCACUUAAUAAAUUGAUCAAAGAAGAAAGACACUGCCAUAAUCUGCUGCAAAGUUAAUUUGCAUUCGAAUUUUGUUUACUUUUUGUUCGGUUCGUUUGUUAUGCAACAUGUGGAUUUUUAUUUUGUUAUCACUUAUCACUCUCUCUACUCUGUUCUCUCUUUCUCUCUUCACCUCUAGGUAUAGUUAAUCAAAAAUAUUAGGCGAGCCCAUGGCCCCUGUGCAUGCGUACGAUUCAGAUCUAAACACAGACACAGAAAAAGAAACACAAACUUCAGAAGAAAAAGAAGAAGUUUAGCCGAGCAAAAGCGCUGAUUUAUUUAAUAACUAUUAGAAAUGUUUUUAAGAUGUGUGCGCGUUAUGUUGAAGCGAGAAAACAUAUGAACUUAUGUAUUAAUGUAAGCUUAGCACUUAGCUCUAAUUUUAAACAAUCUUACUUCGAGGCGGCAGCACUCUUCUGGCAGCUUCCAAUUUAUGCAGAUGUAGAUAAAGAUGCCGAUGCCAGUCAGGGUUGAUUUUGGUCCAUAGUUCGUGUAACCGUUUCAUCAUUUCCAAUGUUCAUGCCCAGACCCCGCGGGUCUGUGCCCGUGUACGCAUAUUUACAUAAACCUAACCCACAUUACAUACAACUCGAAUUGAGAGCGCACCAAUAAUAUACAUACUUUACAAAGUACGAUUAUUUUGAUUGAAUUGUAUGCUGAUAGUUAACCAAAUCAGAUCUAUGUAAUAUCUGGACAUUGCUUAGGGAAUAGACUGCGUAUUGCUCUCCUUACUGCGUAGCUCCAUGAAUUGAACUGUUUCAACAUGGUAGCAGGAACCUGUAAUAUGUAUGUUUAUGAUAUAUGUAUAUUAAUUUGCAUUUGUGUCGUUGCCUAGCGCCUUCGUUUAGCUAAAUUGUUCUGGAAUUUCCCUCUUCACCGUUUCUGUUUCGCACUAAAUUGUUAAUGAAUUAACUUAUGUAAAGCCGAAAGUAUAACCAAUUGCAACUGUCGAGUGGUGAGCGGCGGGUCAAGUAGAUUUCUCCGAUCCGCUCCGAUCCAAAUGCAAAUGUAAAUAAGUCAAGUUAAACAAUUAAGCAUCACACAUACCAGACAAACAGUGGAGAAGGAGGAGAAGACGACGAAAGGCGAAACUUAACGGAAUAUAUAAACUAUAAUAAUAUACCUUUAUACAUAUAUAUAAUAUAAAUAUAUAUUAAAUACGAGUAAUCAAAAGUUCGAUUGUAAUCCCCCCCAAAAAAGUAUUGCACAUAUGUAAUGUAUUCUAUAUUCUUUCCAAACUGAAUUUCAAUUCCCGGUUUGCUUUCGUUUUUGUUGUUAAACCGCUUUUAAAUGUAAAUGAAUGCGAUUAGUCCAGCAAGAAUUAAAUUUUAUAUGCAAAAAUACUUAGAAACCCCUUUAUUGUAACCCCUUGAUAUCAAUUAAAUUAUGGUGGAGCCAGAGCAAGUAACCCCAGCAAUCGCAAGGGGCUGAAAUCCUUCGAUCUAGGCUCCUUGCCGACCUCGAAAAAGAGAUAGAUGGGGUCUAACCUAGUAUAAAACGCGUACAUACAUACAUACAUAUAUGAAAUUCAAUUAAUGAUAAUUACAUUUUACGGAUUUGCGUGUGUAUUUAUUGUUCGUACAAGUCAAAAGCAAAAAACAAUACAAAAAUA
This is a messenger RNA of Drosophila guanche, 2679 nucleotides long. RefSeq names its product dnaJ homolog subfamily C member 5 homolog (gene Csp). The record is from RefSeq and is a predicted model, not a curated record. Lineage: Eukaryota; Metazoa; Arthropoda; Insecta; Diptera; Drosophilidae. Gene Ontology annotation, cellular component: type Is terminal bouton. The transcript is spliced from 7 exons. The coding region runs from base 186 to 950 and encodes 254 amino acids. Gene Ontology annotation, biological process: regulation of neuromuscular synaptic transmission.